This is a messenger RNA of Culex quinquefasciatus (southern house mosquito), 2400 nucleotides long. Its product is annotated as fibroblast growth factor receptor homolog 1. Lineage: Eukaryota; Metazoa; Arthropoda; Insecta; Diptera; Culicidae. The record is from RefSeq and is a predicted model, not a curated record. Gene Ontology annotation, cellular component: signaling receptor complex. Gene Ontology annotation, biological process: multicellular organism development; positive regulation of kinase activity; cell surface receptor protein tyrosine kinase signaling pathway. The coding region runs from base 91 to 2355 and encodes 754 amino acids. The transcript has a single exon. Gene Ontology annotation, molecular function: transmembrane receptor protein tyrosine kinase activity; ATP binding.
UCAACGUUCGUCCGAUCAGUGCAGAACAAUCAAUCAAACCGAGCAGUCAUGCAACAAUAUCGUCGCGAAAGUCAGAACCAACUAGUCUAAAUGGCUAUUCUACUAGUUGUAACGCUGGUUCUACUAAUCACGCUGAGUCAGGUAAUCACCCAGCAACCUGCCACGUUCCAGAUCAACCUGGUCCGGCGACAGAUCCUGAACCGAACCGUGCCGCUGCACUCAAACGUAACGAUCCGCUGCGACCUGGACGAUCCGCAGUGGUUCCGGAACGCUUCGUACAUCAUACCACAGGAUGUGGGAGUGAUACCGUUCUACGGGAUUGAAUCCGACGACGCCGGAUUCUACUCAUGCCGUUCGAGCAGGGGAGAGUGGGCUCAUUUGGGGCUGCUGGUGGAAGAUCGGCUGAAGUUGACGACGGGUCGGGUGAGUGAUGGACUCGAGCGGGUGUCGAAGGACUUGGAGGGGGAGGCUAGUGUACCGUUUUUCGUCGAUGAGUCGCAGUUGAUAACGGAGCGAACGCAGCUGGUGGGGAGUACGGUGCUCAUGAAGUGCACUGGCGAUGGCAACCCCAAGCCGGGUAUCGUUUGGACCAAGGACGGGCGGAAGAUUGUUCGGAAAGCGGGGAGGGUCGAAGACAUGCAGUGGGCGAUCGUGCUGGAGAAGUUGGAUGUGAGUGAUAGCGGGUCUUACCGGUGUAAUGUGUGUAAUCGAGUUGGUUGCAUAAGCUUUACGACGGAGUUGGAGGUUAAGGAACCGUCGAGACAGGCUGCGAUCGUGUACACCUACUUGCAGAACACGACGCUGGAGGUUGGCUGUGAGGCUCGGUUUGAGUGUUCGAAGAAGCCAGAUCUGGAACAACGGGUCGAGUGGAUUCGCUUUCACAUGGUGGACAAGACGAAUCCGGAGAUUCCAGAAAAUGUGACAAAACCUCGGGGAAGUUCCAACGAUGGGGAGGAGGUUCUUCUACUGCGAAACGUGACUCACGAUGACGAGGGUUGGUACACUUGCGUUGCGACCAGCGCUCGCGGGGUGUUCUACCAGAGUGCUUACUUGCGCGUUGUUGACGAGCUGGAGAAUGUUGAACUCAUUAUCGACCAGUACACGACGGCAAUGAUCCUGGUGAUUAGUCUGUCGGUGGCGUUUUGUGUUAUUGCGUUGAUGGUGGUGUUUAUUUGCAUCAAGUUGAGAAUCAACCAGAAAAAGUACUUCAACUAUUGGAUCAAAACUGUGACGGUUUCGCACAUGCCUGCAGUUGGCGGUACCGUGAAGAGCUUUCAACUUCCGGUGGUCCACAUCGAAACUCACCGGAUGGCGGUGGCCAAGAAUGAGUACUACGAAGUCGCGGACGUGUCCGAGUAUGAGUUUCCCAUCGACUGGAGCUGGGAGUUCUCGCGAGAUAAACUCACUCUGGGUGACACUCUCGGAGAAGGUGCCUUUGGCAGGGUGGUCGUGGCUGAAGCUCACGGUCUACUGGAGAAAGAUCAAACUUCCAAAGUAGCUGUCAAAAUGCUCAAGGAAGGCCACACCGACGUUGACGUCAAGAAUCUAGUCUGUGAAAUGGAGGUCAUGAAGCUGAUCGGAAAGCACUUCAACAUCAUCAACCUGCUCGGAUGCUGCUGCAAAGACGGUCCACUAUUCGUAAUCGUCGAGUACGCAAAACACGGCAAUCUCAAAGAGUUCCUCCGCAGUCAUCGACUUCAAACGGCCGUCGACAGCCCCAUCGAUGGUGACCGGCGAAUCCUUACCCCAAAACAGCAAAUCUCCUUCGCGUUUCAAAUCGCCCGCGGAAUGGAACAUCUCUCCUCGAUGCAGUGCAUCCAUCGUGACCUAGCCGCCCGGAACGUCCUCGUCACCGAAGGGCUCAUCAUGAAGAUUGCCGAUUUUGGCUUUGCCCGGGACAUUCACGAUCGGGAGUACUACCGGAGGAAGUCGGACAGCAAGCUGCCCGUCCGGUGGAUGGCUCCGGAAUCGCUGGAAGAACGAUUCUACGACACCCGCAGUGACGUGUGGUCCUUUGGAGUUGUAAUGUGGGAGAUCAUGACCUUCGGAAGUCACCCGUACCCGUCGAUACCGGCGUGGGACGAUCUGUUGGAGUUUUUGAAGCAGGGCAAGCGGUUGGAGCAGCCUCAGCACUGCUCGGAUGAGGUUUAUGCGUUGAUGAACAAGUGUUGGGAGUUUAAACCUGGGGAGAGGCCACCUUUUAGUGAAGUUGUGUGGGGUUUGGAUCAGUUGAUAAGUGCCAUCACCAGUGAGGAAUAUCUGGACCUGGGAGUGCCUGAGAGUCAGGCUUCGACGGUGAGCUUGCACGACGAUGAAGAAAAGAAGGUUUACAUUAGUGCGGAAGAGAUUGUGUAGUUUUAACAUAAGAUUCAUGUAAUUAGUCAAUUCUAGUGAUACAUA